Clavispora lusitaniae ATCC 42720 is the source of this 1167-nucleotide messenger RNA. It is a transcript of the gene PEX14, whose product is annotated as Pex14p. Gene Ontology annotation, biological process: protein import into peroxisome matrix, docking. The record is from RefSeq and is a predicted model, not a curated record. Lineage: Eukaryota; Fungi; Ascomycota; Pichiomycetes; Serinales; Metschnikowiaceae. Gene Ontology annotation, cellular component: peroxisomal importomer complex; peroxisomal membrane. Gene Ontology annotation, molecular function: signaling receptor binding.
AUGGCCGCGGACCAAAACUGGGGUAGAGUUGAGUCUUACUCUGACUUCAAGUGCUCCAUGAACGAAGAAUUGGUGGCUAGCGCCGUGAGCUUUUUAAGAGACCCUAAUGUCUCAACAUCGCCACUCGACAAAAAAAUAGAGUUUCUACAGUCAAAGGGCUUGAACCAGGAGGAGAUUGAAGAGGCCAUGAAAAGAGCAAACGCCCCAACUUCUGGUGCUCCUGUUGCACUGGCAAGUCCCAGCACUCUGACAUCUCCUGUGACAUCUUACCAUAACGUCCAAAAUGCCCCUCCCUUGGACUACUACCCUUUGGCGCCUGCUGUCCCUGAAAGAACUUGGAAGGACUAUUUUAUUAUGGCUACCGCCACUGCUGGAGUCACUUACGGCUUGUACCAGGUUGUAUCACGGUAUUUGAUUCCUAGCAUUAUUCCUCCUGGCCAGUCUCGUAUUAAUGAGGACAAAGAGAAAAUCGAAGAGGAGUUUGUGAAGAUAGAUAAAGCGCUCGAGCAAAUGGCGUUGGAGCAGAAGGAAAUCAAGGAUGCUAACGAGGCCAAGUUGAAGGACAUUGAGGUUGUUAUUGAAAACGUGAACGAUUUCUUGUCCAAGUAUAACAAGGACAAAUUGAAGUUUGACGACGAUUUGCGUUUGAUGAAGUUAGAGGUGGACAGCUUGCAAAACACCUUGGAGAAAAACUUGAACUUAACGAAGGAGAAUAUUCACGACGAGCUCUCAGACGUGUGUGACGAGUUGAAAUCGUUGAAGAAUCUUAUUAAGGCCCGUUCUUCCGAAGCUCUGGGUGCGGAAAGGAAAGUGACCUCAGUGUCCUCAAUCCCCUCCGCGUCAGAGAUAUUGAGAAAGGCAAAGCAGGGAACUUCUAAUGACUCAAGUAACACAAAAUCAGCUAGCCCGGUGGAAGUGCCAGCAGAAAACGGAAAGACAGAGACAUCUGCAGCUCCGCAAGUGGCUUCUAAUGUGUUUGCAGCAGGUAUACCAGACUGGCAGCUUAAGCACAAGCAACAGGAAGAAGAAAAUGAAAAGCAAAGUAAAAUGGCUGGAAUUCCUGCGUGGCAACAAGCAAUGAAAGACUCAAGGCAAGCAGAGGACGAUGUGGUGAAGGAAUCAAUCGACGCAGUGGGAGUUCCUGCGUGGCAGUUGAACAGCAAGUAG